AUGAUCGUUGUUACUCCCGAUAUCGAAUCCGAUGCAGCUUCCACCCAUACUCUCGUGACACCACCAAAAUACCAAGAAACACCUCACCACCUCCCCAGAAUCAUCUACUCCUCUCUUCUGAUAUCCACCCUCGCUUUCGUCUUCGCCAUCGUCAAUUAUGUUACCUAUUAUCACUACUACGACGUGCCAGCGGGCAUUGUGGCCCCUAUUCUAGCAUAUGUAUCGACAGUACCACAUCACUGUGCUGUGAUUCUAUUAAACUGGCUUGAACGCCAUCAAAGCGAGUCCAUAUUCCCGUUUGCACCAGCCUCAUUGCGCGGAAUCCUUUAUUCUUUGGUACCCAUAUCAUUGUGGGCAGCAUCUACAACAGUCUCUGCUAUCAAUCUACACAGAGACAGCGCGUCGUGGUCGAGUUGCACGUAUAAACCAAUACAAAAUGCCAAUGGGACAUACAGCGUCUUUGUCGACUGCGAUAACAUAAUUACCUACCACCCCACUAUUGCACACGACUACUGGUGUUCAUUCACUUCAACACUCACUUCCGCCUUGGAGCUACUCCUCGCCCUUAUCAUCACUUCCAUUUGCUUUAUGCAUUAUCGACGGCGCCAGAAGGCUGUACUACCCAAUAAUGAACCUUCAUCUUCCCCAAGUUCUACCCCGUCCGAGUCGAAGGUUGUCUCUGCGUAA
This is a messenger RNA of Psilocybe cubensis, 687 nucleotides long. RefSeq lists its product as uncharacterized. NCBI's taxonomy places the organism in Eukaryota, Fungi, Basidiomycota, Agaricomycetes, Agaricales, Agrocybaceae. The record is from RefSeq and is a predicted model, not a curated record. The transcript has a single exon. Bases 1 to 687 code for a protein of 228 amino acids.